AUGUCAUCCAAGCCUCAACAAAAUCCGGGUCUAGCUUCAGACACCACAUCUAAAUUGGGUGCUAAUGAAACAAAGCCCAAGAUGUUUGACAAGGAAGGUGCCAUUGGUCAACAUUUUACAGAGGAGGGUGCUGUCGGGGGGAUGGCCCAAAAAAUAGGAGGCCCUUUCGACAAAGAGGGAAUGAUUGGUGAGCAAUUCACCGCAAAGGGGGCUGUGGGGGGUACAGUUGAAUCGAUGAUGGGCGGAAAGAAGCGCGCAUGA
Molecule: messenger RNA, 261 nt
Organism: Trichoderma aggressivum f. europaeum
Lineage: Eukaryota; Fungi; Ascomycota; Sordariomycetes; Hypocreales; Hypocreaceae
Exons: 2
Coding region: 1-261 (86 amino acids)
Source: RefSeq, a predicted model, not a curated record